CAUUAAUUCCCCCUGCUAGAUCAAGUAUCUAAAAACUUUUAUUAAACAAUUAUUUAGAUUUUCUUGAAAAAUGUACACUUCUGCCUGUAUGCCCAGUUAUUAUAUUCUUUUUUCAUUUUUACACAAUACCGUAACACUGACCUCAGAGACUGGAUUAGGAUGAAUGCUUUUUAGAGUCGGCUCUGAUUGGACAGUUAUCCAUCAAUCACACGCAGAGGAGACAACAUUUGAAAGACAAGGGAAUGACGAGACUACAGCUCAAAUGAAUUCCACUAAAGUAGCCAGUGGAUGAUGCAGGAUCCUCAUAAUGGUUAACACUUUAAUAAGUAAGUAGACUGUCAUGGAGGGCAGCUGCACUCUUCUUCCGCUUUACAAACUAAUCAGAAAGAAAAAACAGAUAACUAAGUCUCUCCCAGUCAUUAACGGUCCAGUCUCUGUGAAGAAUGGAAGGGCAGCUCUUAAGGGUAAAGCUUUGAUUAGUCCUGGCAUGAAGGAGGUGGGACCAAUGAUGAAUGAGCACAAGGGUCUCCUUAAGAGAAAUGAUGUCAGAAAUAAGGUGCUUUUGGAGGAGAGGUCGGAUCCGCAUGUGGAUUGCAAAGCAAAGGCUGUAAUGGGAAAUCAACAGGGAUACAAGAAUUCAGACUUGGAAAGUGACCUUCGUAGUGGAGAGGAUCUGUGCUGCACCAGCAACCUGGAAAACAAGCUCAUUAUUUCUCCCAAAAGCCUGAGAAAAGCCUCCAGAGGGCAGAAACAGAAGAAAUUGUGGACAAUGAGAUCAAUGGACGUAGAGAAGAGGAUAUACGUUAACAAACAGAAACUGAAUUCAACUUCUGAACAACCCUCACACAAGGUUUUAAAAGAUGAAAACAGACAGUUCAAGCACGCAUGUCCUAGGAUGCAGACUGAAUUGAAAAAUAAUACAGCCAAGGAUUCAAGGAGCUCUGAGGAAGACCUGUCCAGUGAGCUCUCAGAGUAUGACAAUGUAUUUGAACUCGACUCAGAUGGGACAGAAAAUCUUCAUUACCUGAUGAAGACUACUAAGAAAAGUCUACAAGGGAAGUCGAUAGAAAUGAUUCAACCUUACCAGUGUGGGAAUAAGCAUAUGGAGCAGCAGAAAGCAAUGCCCAGUAUGAAACACAAGAUCCUCGAAGUUGAGAACCUUAUCCACCACGUUUGCACCAGUUUAGACUGUUUAAAAGACAGCACACAUACCUCAACCACAGGUGCGUUUUGGCCUAUUGACAGUCAUGUACCCACAGAGCACAAGGAGAGUUUCCCUUUGGAGCUCUGUGAAGAACUUAAGCAAACAAAUAUUAAAUCAAGAAGGACGAGUAUUUCAAUCACUUCUUCAGAUGCUGUGGCUACACUUUCAACAAGAUGCUCAAAUCUGGAUGCUGUGUCUCCACCAUUAUCCCGUCUAUCCUCACACACCUCCAGGGCAAUGCCACAGUAUCGUAUUCUGCCUCUACCUGAAGAGGAAGCAGAGGACUGCAACCGUAUUUAUCAAACACAAGAGGGAAAAUAUCUGUAUGGCAGCACAGAAAAGAGCACCUAUAAAGGAUCUGAAUCUGAGCACAGUGUCUGUUGGACCCCAUCUAGUACACCAACCAUCCCCACCUCUCCAACUAAAGAGGAGAGUGAGAACAGGGUGCUUGCAGAGGAGAAGUGGCCAUAUGAGCACAUUGGUAAUGUGUCCUUGUGCAACUCUGUGUCCAAAAACAAACCAGGUGAAGGAGAUGAGAUCAUCAGUACUCUCUUGACACAUGUCUCUCUUGACCGUGACCACACUCACAAGGACUGGAAAUUCAGAGUUGGCAAGACUUGGGGAGGCUAA
Messenger RNA from Carassius auratus (goldfish), 1834 nucleotides. RefSeq lists its product as uncharacterized. The record is from RefSeq and is a predicted model, not a curated record. The coding region runs from base 341 to 1834 and encodes 497 amino acids. The transcript has 4 exons. NCBI's taxonomy places the organism in Eukaryota, Metazoa, Chordata, Actinopteri, Cypriniformes, Cyprinidae.